This is a messenger RNA of Trichobilharzia szidati, 2362 nucleotides long. The record is from the annotation of a GenBank genome assembly. Lineage: Eukaryota; Metazoa; Platyhelminthes; Trematoda; Strigeidida; Schistosomatidae.
AUGUCUGAAACUACUGGAAUAUGGACAAAAUCAUGUUGCAUAUCGAAAAGAUUAGAUGGAAAGUUGGCUAUUGUCACUGGAUCUAGUGCAGGAAUUGGCUUGAUUACAGCUGGUGAAUUAGCCCGUCGUGGUGCUAAGGUAAUCAUGGCAUGCAGGAAUUUAUCGAAAGCUGAAGCCGUAAGAAAACAACUGUUGGAGAAAUAUGGUGUUAACAAUCCAGACAGCGUGAAUAUUGAUAUAGCCUGUAUAGAUGUGACUGAGUCAUUGAGUCCAAUUAAAAAUGAUCAAUUGAUUAUUGAAGAGCUUGAUUUGGCCUCUCUGGAUUCAAUCAGACAGUUCGCUGAUCGAAUAAACUCCAAGUAUACCGAGUUGGACAUUCUAAUCAAUAAUGCUGGUCUAAUUGUUGGUAAAUACGAGAAGACAGUCGAUGGCUUCGAAAUGACCAUGGGAGUCAAUUAUUUAGGACAUUUCCUGUUGACAGAAUUAUUGUUACCACUGUUGAAGAAAUCAGCUCCAUCAAGAAUAAUUAUUGUAUCCUCCAUGGCACACUAUGCCGGUCGACUGAAUAAACCAGAUUUGCAGCUUCGUGAGAGUGAAUACAGUGAACUGAAGGCCUACAGUCAGUCGAAACUAGCAAAUGUGAUGCACGCAGUUGAGUUGAGUGAGCGAUUGCAGAAUAGUGGAGUGACGGUGGUUAGUUUACAUCCUGGUGCGGUGAAGACUGAAAUUCAAAGUUGUGUCAAAGGAUUUUUCAGUAAAAUGUUUGUUACACUAGUGCGACCGUUUUUCAUCGAUUCAUGGAAAGGUGCACAAACCACGUUAUACACUGUCUUAUCGGAUAAGUUAAUAUCCGGUGGGUACUAUUCAAAUUGUGAUCUUAAAAAACCAUCGUCUACAGUUAAAAAUAAAGAAGAAAGAGAAUGGUUUUGGAAGAGAACUUGUGAACUUUUGGCGAUUGAAAAUCAAGCUUAGUUGAGUUUUAUGUGAUACAAGAGAGACUAUUUUCAAUGAUAUUAUCUCCUGUGAACUUUGUAUUUUGUUUUAAAUGGUAGCUGACAUAUUCAGACAAGAUAUUUGAUUGCUGCGUGAACAAAAGACAAACCAAGCGUAAAUUCGAUUUAGUAAUAUUGUGAAUUUUACAGCUGUUAGGAUUACUAGUGACGUAGAUUUGAGUAUGUAUUAAAGUAUAUGAAUGCUUAUAGUAAGCCUCAACUGUUCAUGUAUCUUCUAUUUCAUACAAUGAUUAACUUGAGUAAUUCUUGAAAAACAAUUAGUACCACUCAUUUGGUGUAUGUUGUUUUAUACUUUUAUAAUGUGGUGUUGCUUUCAGCUAUUUGGCUAUGUAUGACUAUAUGAUAUUGUUUUUUAUUAUUUGUAUUAUUAUUAUUAUAUUCCUGAACGUUCCCAGUGGAACAUAGUGCUUCAAGCUAGAGCGUCGAAAUUUCGGUAGCGUAGGUGUUUAUUUUUUUUAAGGGAUAGGGUUGCCAGUCUCAUGCCCAACCUUCCCUCUUUACCUUUCUUAUUACUGGCUUAGGGAGGUGAGGGAGUGCGUCGGCCGGGGGUCGAACCCUCAAACACAUGCGUGGUUGGCAAGUAUUCUACUAUUGAUUGUCUUUAAGUAUCAGUAUUUUACUGGAAAUCAGUUCACUAUUGAUUUUUCCCCACAUUUAUUCUUACAUUAUUCUAGAUUGUGUAUCACUUCAUUACGAUGGAAAUCCCACAUAUUUUGAGGAGAAAUGUGUCGCGAUAUAUAUUAUCUAUAAAGCAUAAUUUAUCCACACACCGAGAACUCACAAUACUCAGUGAUUUCGAACUUCAGAGAAACAAUAUUAGCUGACUAAUAGAGCACAUUUUUAUGACAAAAAAAGGGAUUUGAUAGCAGACUUGAAUAUUUCACCAAUAAUUGUCUUUUAAAAUGACUAUGUGUAUAAAAAACAUCCUGAGAAUGCACAAUCUUUUAGUAAGGAUAAUCACCUGAUAGAAACAAAUAUUCGAAAGUGAAAAUACAGUCUCAUUUCUAACUGGAUGGGUGGUGUAUUUUUAGUCUGAUAUGUAAAUGUCAACUUCAAGUGUGUGAUAAUAUUCGUUUACUCAUUCAUUUCUGCACUUGUUUGUUGUUUAUGUGCUUGAGCCUGAUGAAAAGAAUUGCAUUGUGAAAUAAGUCAUGUGUCACGGGAAGAAGACUCAGCUUAUUACAGGAUAUAUGACUAUGAUGACAAUGUAUGUGAAGAAACACAAAGAUUUUUGUCUCGUGAAUUUGUAUAUCUAAUCAUUAUGCAACAGGUGGGUGACUAAACCCCCCACCUCCUGAUCUAGUGGUACGCAUUCAUAGUAAGAUAUGAAGGCUUUCAGAAUAUCAAAC